Molecule: messenger RNA, 2486 nt
Organism: Patella vulgata (common limpet)
Lineage: Eukaryota; Metazoa; Mollusca; Gastropoda; Patellidae
Product: metabotropic glutamate receptor
Exons: 8
Coding region: 171-2486 (771 amino acids)
Biological process (GO): G protein-coupled receptor signaling pathway
Cellular component (GO): membrane
Molecular function (GO): adenylate cyclase inhibiting G protein-coupled glutamate receptor activity
Source: RefSeq, a predicted model, not a curated record
ACACAAUAACCACUCAAUAACACACCUUUUCAUUGGAUCAAAUUCUUGCUUCAUCUUGCAGGCAAGGCAAGGCUUGUCUUACUCCAUGCAAAACGGUUUUUUUUCUGGGACGGGGAGACGGUAAAUAUCAGGAAUUAACGGAGGAAUAAAUAACCAAGCAUCAGAACAAGAUGCUGGUUUGGGUGAUACGAACAGCUUUAUCAGCUGUUCUUGCGUCGGUGUGUUUCGCAGUUGAGGAGUGUCCAGCUACUGUCGAUGAAUGUCUCUACCAAAAUGUAGCCAUGUUAAAAUCGGCCAGAGUUGGCCCGACUGAUCAUUAUUAUAUCGGUGGAAUGUUUGGUGUUCAUGAACAGGGAUACGAUGCUUAUACAUGUAGCAGUGCUAUACGUAAACGAGGAAUUGUAAACUUAGAAGCGUUUCUAUGGAGUAUCAAAAAAUUCACAGCAUUAUAUCAGACACCUGGUAUAGAUGUAGGAGGUGUGGCAUUUGACAGUUGCAGUCGUAAAGAACAGACAAUUGAAAAUGUCCUGAGUUUCGCUCACUGUAAUCUACGCCCCAUGGGUGUUGACCGACGUCAUCUAUUGGCCUAUGUUGGCCCAGAUCGAAGCAGUGAAGCUUUGGCUAUCAGCGAUGUGAUGGCCGACUUAAAUAUCACUUACAUCAGUCAUGCUGCCACUUCCGCCGAACUUAGUGAUUCCACAAAGCAUCCUUUUUUCCUCCGUACAGUGCCAUCUGACACUCACGAUGCUAUUAUCAUGGCUAAUAUGCUCGGUGUGGCAGGUGCCGAAUAUGUUAUUCUCCUAUAUCUGGAUAAUGAUUAUGGUCGUGCUGGUUCGAUGAAGUUUCGAGAAGAGAUUAGUAAUAAGAAGGAUACCUGUAUUGGUAAAUCGAUGGCCGUAACGCCAUCACCAUCAGAUGUGGAGGUUAUACAGAUCGAACAGAUGUUAGAGAGAUAUCAAGAUAUGCGUUACGUAGCUCUCUUCAUGGAUGCAGCUCAUGCUAGCCGGAUCUUGGAAGCAGUGAACAGAAAACCUUCAAUUGCCAACAAGUUUAUCUUUAUUGGUACAUCAUCCUGGGGAAGAAGUCUAGAUAUCAGUGGUCUGACUCCUACCGUUACCAAUAGUAUCAUCAUGUCACACGUAGUAUCAGAUCCAUUAUACACAGGUUAUAUGAAUGAAUUUAAGACACAUUGGACAGGGCUAAGACCGGAUGCUCUUACUGAUGGGGUUGUCAAUCCAUGGCUUAUGGAAUAUUUUCAACAGGAAAAUAACUGUCGAUUUGACCUCAGUGGAGCCAGUAAAUGUAAUACAACAAUUAAUAAAUUUAAAGGUGAUGAUAUUGAUGUUUAUGUACCAUAUACCAUGAUGGCCGUAGAAGCCAUCAUUAAAGGCGUCAAAGCUGCUGCUGAAGAAAAAUGUUCAGGUAAUAAUCUGUGCUCGGAUCUUCUCAACCUCGAGAAUCAAGGAACUGUUAUAUAUGAGAAGAUAAAGGAGACUGGUAUGAAUGUAUUUAAUGUUACACGUGGCGCAGAUGGUAAAUAUAUCUCUGGGGAUGUUUCGCUCGCAAACUCUGCCUAUAACAUCUACACAAUCACAGGAACUGGUGGCUUUGAUUUGGUGUAUAAUUAUAAACCAAGUCAGACUGAAAAUAUAUUUGAAAGGAUGAAAAUCAUGGACAACAACAUCUACACUAAAGGAAGUUGUUCGGAUUCUCUCUGUCCUGUAUGUAAAUCAGAGACUACAAUGGCACCAACAACACCAGCAGUUACCACGCCCAGACCUGCUGACACAACAACCGAUCCUACAUUUGGAGGAACAAGAGCAAUGGUCUAUUAUCCAAUCAGGCAAGAGAUAACUGGGGCCUUCGCCACACAACCUCGCACACAAAAUGAAUAUAUGACACGAUUUGAGAUUGGUCAGAAGUGGAUAAUCCCUAUUGGGGUUCUCGCUGGUUUGGGUAUUUUUGCUGUCAUUAUUUUCGAAAUUUAUGUCAUGUAUAAAUUAUUAGGCACUCGCCAGAGUCAUAAAUGGAGGACCGUUUGGCUCGGUCAGCUUCUGUUAUUUGGCAUCUUUCUCAGCUAUUUAACGUUGUUUGCCUACCUCCCGAUUCCUACCAAGGCUACCUGUGGCAUAACCAGAUUUGGUGUUGGUAUUUCCUACGCCAUCAUGUUUUCUGUCUUGCUGGUAAAACUGAUGGUUAUUUUGACGUCGAAAUCGUCUGAGUCCCUUCUACCAGGCGAUAUAGAAUCACCAAAUUACUUAAAGGGCAUCUACCAGUUUUUGAUGUUUAUGUUUGCUGUGGGAGUGCAGGUUGUUAUUGGUAUCCAAUGGUUGAUCACCGUACCACCAGAAGCCAUUCAAGUUUUUGAUAAUCGAGGAGAACCAUACUGGAUCUGUAAUCAUUACACGUGGGCAGCUGGUUCGGGUUGGGAGAAUAUGGCAUUUUUUAUCAAUGAUUAUGGUUGUUUAUAUUUACAGCUACUUUAA